Hordeum vulgare subsp. vulgare (domesticated barley) is the source of this 1821-nucleotide messenger RNA. RefSeq names its product DDB1- and CUL4-associated factor 8-like. The record is from RefSeq and is a predicted model, not a curated record. Gene Ontology annotation, cellular component: Cul4-RING E3 ubiquitin ligase complex; cytoplasm. Gene Ontology annotation, molecular function: protein binding. NCBI's taxonomy places the organism in Eukaryota, Viridiplantae, Streptophyta, Magnoliopsida, Poales, Poaceae. The transcript has 5 exons. The coding region runs from base 77 to 1573 and encodes 498 amino acids.
CCAGUCCUCCCCGUGAACGAACAGAGCAGGGCGAAGAAGCCGAGAAACCCUCGCGCCGACGGCGGCGGCGGCGGCGAUGCCGGCAAAGGGGACGCGGAUGGCGGAGCUGUGGGGGCGGGAGGUCGGCCGCCUCCGGCCCAAGCGCUUCGCCGACUCCGUCAAGGCCUCCCAGGACUUUGUGAAUUCUCUUGGCAUACAGAAGCGGCUGCGGGAGCACCGGGGCGGCGUCAACACCAUAAGCUUCAACAGCAACGGGAGCCUGCUGCUGUCCGGAUCGGACGACCGCACCGUCGUGCUGUGGGACUGGGUGCGAGCCAAGCCGGCCGUGCAGUUCCACACCGGCCACGAGAACAACGUGCUCCACGCGCAGUUCAUGCCCCUCUCCGACGACCGGAGCAUCGUCACCUGCGGCGGCGAUGGGGAGGUGAGGUAUGCGCAGAUAGAUGAAGCGGGCCGUGUGUAUGUCGAUCAGGUUGUCGAGAUGGCGUAUGAGGUGCACAGGUUGGCCGUCGAGCAAGGGAAUCCCAACACCUUCUAUAGCAGCGGGCAAGAUGGAUACGUGUGGCGCUUUGACCUAAGGGGGAAACACGCCAGAGAACUCUUUAAAGUUGGGGUGGUUUACGAUGAUGGCGAGAAUGAUGCCCCCGAACUUUAUGCCAUCGCUGUAGACCCAAGAAAUCCAUAUCAUGUGGCAGUCUCUGGAUCUGACGAGUUUGUGAGGUUAUAUGAUACCCGUAAGUAUCUGCACGGGGAUUUUGGUUGCCCAGUUGAUUACUUCUGCCCUCCGGGUUUGAUUACUCAAAACAAAGAUGGAAUAACCGGUCUGGCCUUCUCACAGACUGGCGAGAUAUUAGCAUCAUAUAGUUGGGACAAUAUAUACCUUUUUGAGAGAGAGCAUGGGUUGCACUUCAACGGUUUUAAGGUUGGUGAGAUGCCCCUGCUUGGUGACGGGGUGGGUGCUGGCUUACCCCUUUAUAAGGACAUCUUGCCUGAACCUAAGGUUUUCAUGGGACACCGUAACAAGCAAAGCAUUAAGGGUGUCAACUUCCUUGGUCCCAAUUGUGACUAUGUUGCCUCCGGAUCGGACUGUGGCCAUGUAUUUAUUUGGAGAAAGAAGGAUGGGGUGCUCAUGCGAGCGAUGAAAGGAGAUAAACGGAUUGUCAACUGUGUUGAACAGCACCCUUCUGAAAUUGUUGUCGCAAGCAGCGGCUUUGCUACAGACAUUAAGAUUUGGGCACCUGGUGAUUGUGAGAACCCCUCGACGGUUGACUUUGAUGAGGAUGAACAGGAUACGUUCCUAUUCAGCAGCAUGAGCAGCGAUGAUUCCGACAUAUCCGACUUGAUGGAUGAUUUUAUCAUUGGCCCCUCGGGUUCCGGUUCCUCCGAUAAUGAUGAAGAAGACGACGACGAUGAUGACGAGGACACAGACGAUGACGAUGACGAGGACGACGAUGAUGAUGAUGAGGAUGAGGGCGAUGAAGAGGAGGAUGAGGAAGGCGUGACGACGGACGGAGAUUCCGGCGGCGAAGACGGCGACGAGGGGGGUGGCACCGAAGACAUGAUCGACGAUUGAUUAGAGGAGCUAACGAUUGAUUGAUGAUUCCUUGUAGUGUUCGCGCCGCGGUGCAGGGGGUAUGCUAGGGUUCCCUUUUGAGUUUUGAGCCCACGGCAAUAGAUUUCUUGUACAUACGCACUCUCCGGUCCAGGAUAGUUGAGUGCUUGUAUUGUUGGUGUGUAAAUGUUUGCUGGGGGUAAAAUUAUUUCACCUGGCGGUGGCUGCACACAGCAUCUGAAAACAGAGCCCGCUGAUACUGUGGUUUA